AAGCAAACAUGAUUCUCACUGAAGUCAGCCAGCCAACUGAAGGAAUCAAGCUUGCCACAACCAAUGUACAGGCUUUCUUCAAGAUUGACUCACUUGGAAACGGAACCCUUUACAUUACCGAUAGUGCAGUUAUCUGGAUCAGCUCGGCCGCUGGAACAAAAGGAUUUUCGGUUGCCUAUCCAGCAAUUGUUCUUCAUGCCAUAUCCACUGACGUCUCCGUUUUCCCAUCAGAACACAUAUUUGUCAUGGUUGAUCAGCGGAAGUCAGUACGAAGACGGAGACGUGCGCCUGUUCUGAGGACAAUACAGGAAGAUGACGAGCAGAGAGGCUUGGAACUUGCUGCUGCAGAGCUCGAAGACGAAGAAAGUGAUGAUGAUGAGGAAGAACCAGCACUUGAAAUCCGUUUUGUUCCAGAUGACAAGGAUUCAUUAAGCCAAAUUUACCAUCAAAUCGCUGUUGGACAAGAGGAAAAUCCAGAAGAAGACGAUCCUAUGUAUGACGACGAAGAAGAGGAAAUGGAAGAAGAGAUGGGUGACGACGGACAAGGACAAUCUGGACAGUGGUUCACAGCUGAUAAUAUUGAUCAUAUGCAAAUGAGUGAGGAAGGUCUUGCCAAUAUGCAGAGAAUUUUCGGAAGAGGCGAUCAACAUCAACACCAUCAUAACGAAGAUGAAUCUAUGGAAUAAACCAACACAUUUUCAUUUUUCAUAAUAUCUUACCCCGUUUUCUCAUCGAUCUUUCUUUCAAAAUAUUCCAUGUUGUUAUUGACCCGUGUUUCACAAAUUUUGAAAUUUAUUGAAUCGCUUUUUAACUAUUUGUUUUCUAAAAAAGAAUGGUUU
Messenger RNA from Caenorhabditis elegans, 839 nucleotides. RefSeq names its product Methylosome subunit pICln (gene icln-1). The transcript has 6 exons. Lineage: Eukaryota; Metazoa; Nematoda; Chromadorea; Rhabditida; Rhabditidae. Bases 9 to 686 code for a protein of 225 amino acids. The record is from RefSeq and is marked reviewed.